This is a messenger RNA of Sphaeramia orbicularis (orbiculate cardinalfish), 934 nucleotides long. Its product is annotated as transmembrane protein 229B-like. Bases 118 to 639 code for a protein of 173 amino acids. Lineage: Eukaryota; Metazoa; Chordata; Actinopteri; Kurtiformes; Apogonidae. The transcript has 2 exons. The record is from RefSeq and is a predicted model, not a curated record.
GCAGCAGCUUAAUGUUUAGCCCAAGAUCCGCACACACACACACACACACACACACAUGCACAUACAAAGGGAAGCUAAGGGAUUACAAAGCCACACAGAUCCAUAUGCCGCCCAGGGAUGGAGGGGACGCAACUAAAUGCGAGGAGAACCCAAGGGACUGGCGUUGACGCUGGAGCCUCAUCUGAGUCAGACAGGAGCAUCUCCAGCCAUCCUCUGUCUCCUUCCUUUCGUCUCUACGUUUACGCCCUCCACGGCUGCCUGUGUGAGGUGGUGUUCACGGCCGUGUGGGACUGGUGCAGCACCCAGGACAGAAGGCUGCCGGGACACAGCAGCCUGUGGGCGCUGCCCAUGUACGCCGUCGCAAUCUACGUCAUGGAGAGUCUGAGGGCCCGGCUGCUGGCCUGGCACCACCCACUGCCUGUGCGCCUGAUCACGUACACCGUGUUCAUCUACCUGUGGGAGUUCAGCUGGGGGGCGGGGCUGAGACUGCUGGGGGCGUGUCCCUGGGACUACUCAGGCUACAGGUACAACUUUGGAGGACUGAUUACACUGGAAUAUGCUCUACCCUGGGCUGUGGCAGCUUUUAUAGCAGAGAAGCACGUCAUCAGAAACACUCUGAGGAUAAGACUGCACCACUGAGGUGACUGUGAUCUGACAGAAGGGCUUCCAAAGACAAUCAUUGAGUCUCAUAGUGCUGCUGUUGUGAGUGCAAGUAUGUUUAAACCCAAAUGCAGUGAAUUUUAAGUACCUAUAUCAGGGGCGUUAAGAUCAUUUUAUUUAAAGGGCCACAUCCAGCCCAGUGUGAUCUCAAGCAGGUCAGACCAGUGAAAUUAUAACGUAAUUCAAGGAUUCAAUGAUUUUUAUUGUCAGUUCACCAGAUGCACAGGACAUACAGAAAACUGAGAUAUCGUUUCUCUCUCACUUUGUUAAAUAA